Messenger RNA from Anguilla rostrata (American eel), 938 nucleotides. RefSeq names its product apolipoprotein M (gene apom). Gene Ontology annotation, molecular function: lipid carrier activity; phospholipid binding. The record is from RefSeq and is a predicted model, not a curated record. Gene Ontology annotation, cellular component: high-density lipoprotein particle; very-low-density lipoprotein particle; low-density lipoprotein particle. NCBI's taxonomy places the organism in Eukaryota, Metazoa, Chordata, Actinopteri, Anguilliformes, Anguillidae. The coding region runs from base 161 to 742 and encodes 193 amino acids. The transcript is spliced from 7 exons. Gene Ontology annotation, biological process: high-density lipoprotein particle remodeling; cholesterol efflux; high-density lipoprotein particle clearance.
AUCCACCCAACCCAGAGGGUCUGCCAACCAUUAGUGUGCUGCUUGUUAUCAGUGUGCGGUAGGUCUGCAGGCGGUCCAGAGCGUUAGGGUGCUGCUCAUUAUCAGUGUGCGGUAGGUCUGCAAGGCAGUCCAGAGCCGUUAGGGUACUGCUCGUGCAGAUAUGUUUCGCAUGCUGUGUUCGCUGCUCUUGUACGUGUAUGGGCUGUUUCAGAAUCUGUUUCCCUGUUCUGCUCCUCAACUCCUGUCUGUUCAUCACCUCAAUACCCAACAGUAUCUAGGCACCUGGUAUUUCAUUGCAGCGGCUGGAUCCCGACCGUCCGACCUAGAGCAGUUUACCUCAUCGGACAGUACCGUCUUUGUCCUCCAGGAGGCAACAAAGAACAGCACACAUCUUCUGACUGGGGCCAUUCGCAUCGGAGACAGCUGCCUCUCCAAUGCCUGGACCUAUCACAUCACCCCCGAUAAGGACUACCUGGAUUUGGAAGGUCGCCCAAACAGACGAACUGUUUUGUGGAACGGACUGUGGCUAAACUGUCCCGACUGCAUUCUCCUGGAGGAAACUGACCUGGGCGAGAUCAAGGAUGGCAUUAACCGAGUCAUGCUCUAUGCUCGUAAUGGAUCCCUCAGUACUAGUGUGGUAAAAAACUUCCAGGCUAAAAUGUCCUGCCUGGGAAUGAUUGAAUUUUACUCCCUACCCCAGGAGAGAGAAUACUGCCAGUAUGAUGGAAUGGCAUCAGACUGACAGGUGGGCGGAGAGGAAGCGGGAGGUCCAAUGAAGAACCCUCGAUUGGCAGCCCAGUCCAGAUUAAAAGGGCGUGUCUGAAGACUGAAGACCUUGUCUUAUUGUACGUCGCUUUAGAUAAAAGCGUCUGCCAAAUUAAAUGUAAUGUUAUGAAGACAAACCUCAAAUAAUUAGCCAAUUAAAAGCAGCAGCUGGA